GAUACUCGACGUGUUCACCUUCAAAAUGUUGAGGCACGACGCAUGUACACCCCACGUAUUGAUGCUGGACGAUUUUCUAACGCCAAUGGUGCUGAUGAACAACACGAAGACGUCGAUCGAUUUGGUAAAUCAGUUGUAGACACAAAUCGCGCUGAUGCCAAUAGUGCCGAUGAACUAUUUGCUGACGUCAAUAGUACUGAUGAACAACGCGCUGAUGAAGCCGCUAGAUUUACUACUAGAUCCGACAAUCGUAAAGUUUUUCCUGCGUUUGGUAGAAACGUUUCAAUGAAUAAUCAAUUACUGGUGAACGGCCAAUAUAAUGUCAAUAAUAAUCAAGAUGGCGGCCACGGGACCUUCGAAGUUCAACUUGGCGACCUUGUCAGUGAAAAGCAAGAUGGCGGCAUUGAUAUUCAAGAUGGCAGAUUCGACGAUACAACUCUCAAAACUUCCUUCUUCGCAGCUUCUUUGUUCCCCAAGCAGGAGAAGUCCCUGAUGACCGCCUUAAGCUUGGCAACAGCGGAACAUUCGACGCCUGGCGUCGAUGCAUUUGAGACGUCGGAUGUCUGGCCAGCCGUCGCAGCCCUCUUGCUGGCACAGAUGUUGCCGUACGUCGCCAGCAAACGUAUGGCAGUCUGCGUUUUUUGAGACGUCAAUUUCAUUUUUAAAACGUGACGUCGGAAGCGCCAAUACAAUGUCAGUGAAGUCAGCCAUCUUAGUGGUCGACAAAUAUGCCGUAAUAAAAUAUCCCUGAUAAAAAUAGUGAUUCUAAAAACGUAAUCAGUGGUUGUGGUUCUUGUGGAUAAAGAAAAAACUAUUAACGGACUCGCCAGAAGUUACGAAGAGAUCAGUUCACCCCGCACCCGACACGAAGUUUUGGUCAACGUUCAUCAUUGAUUGACAUGGACGUUCUUGCGUUCAAAUUAUGAAGUAACUGAUAAUUCCUCAUAGAUGGCAUGUCAAAAGGUAACUGAUUAUUAAUCACUGAAGAUAGGCCAGUCUGGAAUCAACUGAUAAUUAAUAAUGUUAUGCAUAAAAUUCAUUUUAUAUGUCAGAGAAAACUAACGAGGUUGGAACUAUCUCUUUAUAUGAAUUUUGUCAAAGAAAAUCGAAAAAAUUACAUUAUAUUCAG
Molecule: messenger RNA, 1129 nt
Organism: Hyalella azteca
Lineage: Eukaryota; Metazoa; Arthropoda; Malacostraca; Amphipoda; Hyalellidae
Exons: 3
Coding region: 43-645 (200 amino acids)
Source: RefSeq, a predicted model, not a curated record